AUGUCGAUCACCAUCACAGACUACGAAUUGGAAUGCAACACCCACGACCUCUACAGAGUAGAUUUCUUCAACGACUAUAUCAAAACCCUAGUCACACACACCCCCUCCAAGCUCAGGUCUUGGAUUCAAAAAAUAAAAUACCUACACCGUUACAGGCUCCACAAGCUCAUUGUAGGGCUCGAUGUAGAGUGGCGUCCUUCCUUCACCAAAGGUAUCACCAACCCCGUUGCAACCCUACAGUUGUGUGUGGGCCACAGUUGCCUCAUAUUUCAGCUUCGCUAUGCCCCUCGGCUCCCCAAGUGUCUGUUUGACUUUCUUGGGGAUCCCGGGUUUACCUUUGUGGGAGUAGGAAUUCGGGAAGAUGUUCGAAAGCUUAUGGAUGAUUAUGGGCUUGUGGUGGCAAAUUUUGUCGAUCUUAGGGUUUUGGAGGCGAGGAGGUAUGGGUGGAGCGUGCCCCGGAAUUUGAGUCUAAAGGACAUGGCAGAGGAGGUGCUAGGGCAGGAGUUUCAGAAGCCAAAGACUAUUACUAUGAGUCACUGGGAUAAGCCAUGCCUCUCUCUUGCGCAAGUCAAGUAUGCCUGUGUUGAUGCCUUUGUUUCUUUCGAAAUUGGGAGGGUUUUGAGAGCAGCAGAUUAA
Messenger RNA from Prunus mume (Japanese apricot), 636 nucleotides. Lineage: Eukaryota; Viridiplantae; Streptophyta; Magnoliopsida; Rosales; Rosaceae. The record is from RefSeq and is a predicted model, not a curated record.